AUGCAUUUACGUGGGGCAGAACGAGGAGGCAAGAUUUUGAACCCUAGUGAAAAAGUUCCUGAUGUUCAUCACCAGUUGGAUAAGGUUGAUAUCCAAAGCUCAAGUUCUAGCUUGGAUAGCAUGUCCGAACGAGUUAAACCAAUAGAAGAAGAUAAGUUGGUGCUGGAACCUUUAAGUAACGGUUUUCACGAUGCUGCUGAAAGGCUCUCUUCCCCUGACAGUUCAUCCUCACAAAGUACAACCGUUGAUGAAACCUCAGAGUUGUGUCAGGUCUUAGAGGCACCUCCUAACGAACCAGCACCUAUCCAGGCCGUCAAAAAGGCCAAGGAGUUCAAGUUGAAUCCAGCGGCAAAGAACUUUUCUCCAUCUUAUACAAAACGUCUUUCACCGGCUCCUACUGCUAUGCCUGACAUUGGAAAUAUUGCUUAUAUACCAAGCAACAAUCCCAUGCUACCUGUUCCUGAAGCUUUUUACCCAGAACUUGUGAACAACCGUUAUUUGCCCCAAACAUCUCCAUCUUCCAAGUUUGUACCAUAUGGUAAUUUGACUGCUGGAAAUGCUCUUGGUGUUCCUUUUCCUCAACACAUGAUAGGGCCUACUAUUAACAGGGAACACCCGCAGAGAUUCAGUUCUCCAUACCAAUCUGUUCAAGCAUCACCAAUGUUUGUAAACCCAAAUCCUCAGGUAAUUGCUGCGAGAUCAGGACAGCUAGUAUAUGUCCAACCAGUUUCUCAGAAUCUAGUUCAGGGAACACCGGCUCUUCCACCUAUGCUCUCCCGCCCUCUACCUCCCGCACAACAUGUCCAAUACCUGAAGCAUCAAGGUGUAGUUGCAGCUGGCCAGCCGCUGCAGCUAUGCGUUUCCCAACCGUUCACGCCGGGUGUACUGCAACCUUACAGCGUUCCUGUCCAAUAUCCGGUUAUGCAGCCUCCUUUCCCGACGAAUCAGCCAAUGCCAGUUGCUGUUCCUAAUGACUUCUUUGGCAACUUCCAUAAAUAGAGUUUUUUCCUGUUUUUGGUUCCAUACCUUUAUUCUUUGCCUCUCCAACCUAAUAAGGGUUUUUAAAAAGAUGCGUUCUGUGCUCUUUGUUUGAUUUUGGCUAUUACUGGUUUUUGAUUCAUUGGUUUGUCGAGUUGAAUUGGGUGAAAAACUGUAGAAUGUUAAUUAUAUCAUUCUUUGGCUAAACAAUAAAUCCAUACUUGGUGAGCUAAAUAAAUGGCUUUUCAUU
Raphanus sativus (radish) is the source of this 1228-nucleotide messenger RNA. RefSeq lists its product as uncharacterized. NCBI's taxonomy places the organism in Eukaryota, Viridiplantae, Streptophyta, Magnoliopsida, Brassicales, Brassicaceae. The transcript has 9 exons. Gene Ontology annotation, cellular component: cytoplasmic stress granule. Gene Ontology annotation, biological process: cytoplasmic stress granule assembly. Bases 1 to 999 code for a protein of 332 amino acids. Gene Ontology annotation, molecular function: RNA binding. The record is from RefSeq and is a predicted model, not a curated record.